Messenger RNA from Macrobrachium nipponense, 936 nucleotides. RefSeq lists its product as uncharacterized. The record is from RefSeq and is a predicted model, not a curated record. The transcript has 5 exons. The coding region runs from base 1 to 936 and encodes 311 amino acids. NCBI's taxonomy places the organism in Eukaryota, Metazoa, Arthropoda, Malacostraca, Decapoda, Palaemonidae.
AUGUGGAAGUUUGAGGUUUUCAGUUGUGGAAAGUGGUUAUUGGGGUUUAAUGUGGAAGUUGAGGUUUCAGUUGUGGAAGAGGAGGUAGUUGGGGUUAAUGUGGAAGUAGAAGUUUCAGUUGUGGAAGAGGAGGUAGUGGGGGUUAAUGUGGAAGUUGAGGUUUCAGUUGUGGAAGAGGAGGUAGUUGGGGUUACUGUUGGACGUAGAAAGUUCAGUUGUGGAAGAGGAGUUGUGGAAGAGGAGGUAGUUGGGGUUAAUGUGGAAGUAGAAGUUUCAGUUGUGGAAGAGGAGGUAGUUGGGGUUAAUGUGGAAGUUGAGGUUUCAGUUGUGGAAGAGGAGGUAGUUGGGGUUAAUGUGGAAGUAGAGGUUUCAGUUGUGGAAGGGGGAUGGAUUAGGGGUUGGGUGGGUGUGGUGGAAGAGGAGGUAGUGGGGGUUAAUGUGGAAGUAGAGGUUUCAGUUGUGGAAGAGGAGGUAGUUGGGGUUAAUGUGGAAGUAGAGGUUUCAGUUGUGGAAGAGGAGGUAGUUGGGGUUAAUGUGGAAGUAGAGGUUUCAGUUGUGGAAGAGGAGGUAGUUGUUGUGGAAGAGGAGGUAGUUGGGGUUAAUGUGGAAGUAGAAGUUUCAGUUGUGGAAGAGGAGGUGGUGGGGGUUAAUGUGGAAGUAGAGGUUUCAGUUGUGGAAGAGGAGGUAGUUGGGGUUAAUGUGGAAGUAGAAGUUUCAGUUUUGGAAGAGGAGGUAGUUGGGGUUAAUGUGGAAGUAGAAGUUUCAGUUGUGGAAGAGGAGUUAGUUGGGGUUGAUGUGGAAGUGGAGGUUUCAGUUGUGGAAGAGGAGGUUGUUGGGGUUAAUGUGGAAGUAGAGGUUUCAGUUGUGGAUGAUGUGGUGGUUGGGGUUAAUGUGGAAGUAGAGAUUUCAUUUGUAGAAGUGGUGGUGGAAAAAUAG